Molecule: messenger RNA, 2345 nt
Organism: Cryptotermes secundus
Lineage: Eukaryota; Metazoa; Arthropoda; Insecta; Blattodea; Kalotermitidae
Exons: 3
Coding region: 169-1068 (299 amino acids)
Biological process (GO): animal organ morphogenesis
Molecular function (GO): BMP binding; receptor ligand activity
Source: RefSeq, a predicted model, not a curated record
CGACUGGAGAGGAAGCAGACUGGCUGCAACUCCUGCACAUCCUGACAUCUGCAGCUGGGGCACUCAAUCUCAAAACAAAGAAAUGAUUCAAGCUCUGCUCAACAGGUGGCUCCACUCCUACACACAGAGCCUUACGAGACGAGAAAACGCGAGACUUCAGGAGACACAAUGAUUGCCAACCUGCUACGUAAGCGCACAGCUCAACACAAUAAUAAAAUGGCGAUUCACAACCAUCAGUCAGGAAAUAUAUGGCUUCACGCAUGCGCAAUGGCUUACAUGUGGCUCGGCUUGGCGUCCAUCGUGGCAGCACACGCAGAGAACAACCAUGAGUCGGCAACUGAUAUGGACUCCAUAUUAGAAAUCAUUAAUACUCAAGAAGUGGAAAGACUUUUGGCUGCACGAAAAGAAAAUAUUAGCAGGGAGGAGAGGCGUUACCUUGGACAAAACGCUUUAGAAGAUAUCGAAAUAUCUGAGCAAGAAGACAACGUCUCAGAAAAGGAUUCUGAAUAUGAUUUUCGACAACAGCUGAACAAUUCCGGUGCCCGGAAGUUCGUCAGCCGACAACUGGGAGCAUCACGUAAAACUCAUACCAUUGGAUUAGAAUCUCUUCUGAAGAAAAGUAACGAAACUUUCCCGCAUAGUUCACACGAUAUUUUGGCGGAAUUGGGUGGUUACAGUGGAGACAAACUUCUCAAAUCUGGCAAGAAUGCUCUCAUGGUUACUAAGAAGGAAUAUCUGAAGCGUGAUUGGUGUAAAACCGAACCAUUGGUGCAGAGAAUUCGUGAGGAUGGAUGCCUUACACGGACGGUCAUCAACCGUUUUUGUUAUGGGCAAUGUAAUUCGUUUUAUAUACCCAGGAAUCCACGCCGACGUAGGACAGGACGCAGGGAACCUGAGGAAGAAGAUGAAACCGACGCUCCAGCUUUCAAAUCAUGUGCUUUCUGCAAACCGAAAAAAUCAUCUUGGAUCACUGUUACACUUAACUGUCCCUCAUUGAGUCCACAGAUAAGAAAAAGGCGUGUUCUCAGGAUUAAACAAUGUAAAUGUAUUACAGAAGUUUUCAACUGAAGAUAAAUUACUAAUGAGAAGUUACUGAAAAGUUUCGUCAAAGAAUAUUCCUUCCAAACCCAGGAAAAUGAACGAAUGAUUUUAAUGGUUGGCUUUAAAUUUCGAGAGUUCCAGCAAAUGAUGGAAAAUCAUGAGGUCAACGGUAAGGGCAAGGAGGGCAUUAAGAUCGGAUGCCAGUUUCUCGUAUUUGGUAAAAAACUAAAAAACCUUAUUCCAAUAUACAGAGGAAUAAAAGUGCUGUAUUUUGUUUUAAUUAGACAACGAAAGAGCAUUCCAAAAUAUGUGACAUGUUUCAUAAUUCUCAUAAUGAUUUCUGAAGUUUAAGAAUUUUUGCAUAACUUUAACUCCACAAGCGCUAGUAUUAUUGUAUACAAACAUCAACUUAAAGAAAUUGCUAAAUUAAUAAUUCAAUUAUAUAUAUGUAUAUAUAUGUUCUGGUGUAGCGUCCUUUGAAAAUUCAACAACGUUUAUUUUUAUUUCUUAUCUCAACGUGCCGCGCCAUUCGUUAUCAUAUUCUGCUGUCAGCAUUCAGCGCUCAUACAAGCCGUCAAGUGGCGUCUCCAACGGAGUCCCCACGAACUCUUCGCACGAAAGGAGCUGACGUUACAUUAUAUAUGCAUAUGAAGUCCUUAUUAACUUCAGAUUUGUGAAAAAGAUCGCUCCAUAUGUUUCUCGACUACGUAGUUAUAAUAAGAUGCCAAUAGAUGUCACAUGCUACAAAACGUAGCAACAUUUGUAAGAGUCGAAAUUUUCGACACUCGGCACUUGUAGGGUUAAGCGAGAUUGUUAUCUUCAUGUAUAGAUAAACAGAUUACAAUGCUUAAAUUGUACAAAGGAAAACAUUUAUUCUUAUAGUGAAGAAAGUUCUUCAUUUAUAAACUAUUUAAUUGGCAUUUUAAAGUACUACAUUUCUAGUCGCAAGUAUUAUUAAGUUCUAUGAUAUAUAAAUUACUAAUAUUCAAAUAGAUUUCACGUAAGUUAGCAUUUAACUAAUAAUUAAAUAAUGCAACCAUUGUUUAGUGUACAGGAAUGUCAAUUUCUCGUAUUCGUAGUGGAAACUAUAUACCUGUGAUUGUAUGUAAGCCAUUCAAAUUGAUUUUAAACGACAUAAAUAUAAUUACUUUGUUCACUCAUUUGCAAUGGAUGUAAGAGCCUACAGUACGUAUUACGGCAUCUUAUGAUACAUUUUAUACUGCAAUAUUAAAGGUAAGGCUAUCCCUGUAACGAGCCGUGGAGGCCAAUGUGAGAGGUCGAGGCUCGCACAUUUUCUAUAUAAU